ACCGCCGGAGACAGAGGAAGGAAAUAUGUCAUGUGUGUGUGUGUGUGAAAGAGGGGGAAAGAAUUUGUGUAUUUAAAGACGUGUUUGUCCUUGCAUGACUGCUUCCCUCUCCACUCUCUGCUCAGACGUGUUGUGUCCCACCGCUUACUCACUCUCCAAGUAUGCUCCCCUUCCAGGCGGCACCGGGUCAGUUUGGUCCAGAGGUCCGGGAGCCGGGCCUCCGAGUGUGGAGGGUGGAGAAGAUGAAGGCAGUGCUGCUGGAUCCCUCCAUGGUGGGAGCCUUUUAUAACGGGGACUCCUACCUGGUGCUGGAGAACCGCGGCGAAUCGGGAGCCGACCUACACAUGUGGAUAGGUGAGAAGUCGUCUAAAGAUGAGCGGGUGGCGUGUGCCAUGCUGGCCACCCAGUUGGACAACUUCCUGGGCGGUGACCCCGUUCAGCACAGGCAGGUUCAGGGCAACGAGUCCCCGGAGUUCAUGGCUCUCUUCCCCAGAGGAGUCAGCUACAAGGAGGGUGGUGUAGAGUCGGGCUUCAGGAGGACUCAGGGCUCCGGGACGGUGCACAGGUUGUACCAGAUCAAAGGGAAACGCAACAUCCGUGCCAAGGAGGUGGAGCUGUCCUGGAGCAGCUUCAACAAAGGGGACUGCUUCAUCCUUGACCUUGGAGAGGUCAUUGUGUCAUGGAUCGGGUCGCAGGCCAACAUCUUUGAGAAGCAGAAAGUGCGUGAGAUCGCCUCACUGAUUCGUGACACGGACAGACACGGUAAAGCCCGGAUCGUGGACACCAACGAGGGGGAAGAGCCGGAGGAGAUGCUCAAUGUCCUGGGAAAGAUGCCAGAGCUGGCAGAGAGCACGCCAGAAGAGGACAGCAAAGCAGACGCUUCCAACUCUGCCUCCCUCUACAAGGUGUCUGAUGCGACAGGUUCAAUGAAGAUAACCAACGUGGCGGAGAAGAGCCCGUUUGGCAAGGAGAUGCUGGUUCGUGACGAUUGCUUCAUUCUGGAUAACGGCGCCAAUGGAAAGAUCUUUGUCUGGAAAGGUAAUGGAGCAAACGCUGAGGAGAAGCGGAUGGCCCUACAGAUGGCGGAUAACUUCAUCGACAAAAUGAAGUACCCCAGGAUGAAAACACAGGUGGAGAUUCUGCCACAGGGGAAGGAGACCAUCAUCUUCAAGCAGUUUUUCAAGAACUGGAACUAAACAUUUCAUGGGAACAUUUGACAAAUCCUGCACUCAAGAAGAAGCUGUACAUCUGAAAAAACACACAGCGCCUUUUUCCAUUUUUUUUAUAUGCAUUAACUUGUAUGUACAUAUUUGUAAGGUACCAUGCUGACAGUGUACGCUGUAGCUUGUUUUGGACUUGGUAGAAUCAUUUUUCAGAUAUAAAAAUGAACUUUAGGUCAAUUAGUUUGGAUUUUCUUUUUUUUACAUUGGUUCUAGUGUCACAAAUUUGACUGCAUUUGAGAAAUAAACCCUGAAACUGCUACUUGUAGAAGAA
Larimichthys crocea (large yellow croaker) is the source of this 1494-nucleotide messenger RNA. RefSeq names its product capping protein (actin filament), gelsolin-like b (gene capgb). The coding region runs from base 162 to 1196 and encodes 344 amino acids. The record is from RefSeq and is a predicted model, not a curated record. Lineage: Eukaryota; Metazoa; Chordata; Actinopteri; Sciaenidae. Gene Ontology annotation, cellular component: cytoplasm; actin cytoskeleton. Gene Ontology annotation, biological process: actin polymerization or depolymerization; cell projection assembly; central nervous system development. Gene Ontology annotation, molecular function: phosphatidylinositol-4,5-bisphosphate binding; actin filament binding. The transcript is spliced from 9 exons.